Colletotrichum gloeosporioides is the source of this 534-nucleotide messenger RNA. RefSeq lists its product as uncharacterized. The coding region runs from base 1 to 534 and encodes 177 amino acids. The transcript has 3 exons. The record is from RefSeq and is a predicted model, not a curated record. NCBI's taxonomy places the organism in Eukaryota, Fungi, Ascomycota, Sordariomycetes, Glomerellales, Glomerellaceae.
AUGUCUCUGUGCAAUCCGACGGACUUAGGUGCCGUCAGAUACUUAGCGAUCGACGACUCCAUACUGGGCAAUAGCACAGUCAAAGGCGCUGCCUCUAAUUUGGCUGCGCGAGCCAUCCGACAACUUGCAAUGCGCAUGCCGGAGCUGAAGGGGCUGGUGUUCGUGCGAAACCAAGCUACUUCUAUUACCAUCAAAGAGGCGGAAGAUCAUUGCAUAGAACUUCAAAGACUGAUUGAUAGCGCUAUGGGCGAGGUUUCUAGCGAGUUUACGGACUGGGAAGCUCCUCCGUGGUGUACGGCAAAGGUGGCAUCAGACGUUCGCAACAAGCUCUGGAAAAGAGAUAACUUUGCCGAGAUGGUGAGAACAGAGGCUGCUAUUAUGCACAUGUGGUUUGUUAUUGCGGUCCUGGCAAGCGGUGAUGGUGAUGGCAUGGAGCCUGUUGACGCCGUUGUGCUUGACCUUGCACGACGCAGUUAUUUGGAAGCUCAGGAGACAUUUCGACAGGCUGGUUUCUGGCUUUCGAAGUCACGAUGA